Messenger RNA from Hipposideros armiger (great roundleaf bat), 1301 nucleotides. It is a transcript of the gene SPDYC, whose product is annotated as speedy/RINGO cell cycle regulator family member C. Gene Ontology annotation, biological process: positive regulation of cyclin-dependent protein serine/threonine kinase activity. Bases 25 to 849 code for a protein of 274 amino acids. Gene Ontology annotation, molecular function: protein kinase binding. The transcript has 6 exons. The record is from RefSeq and is a predicted model, not a curated record. Lineage: Eukaryota; Metazoa; Chordata; Mammalia; Chiroptera; Hipposideridae.
CCACCUGUCCCCAUCCCCCAUGAGAUGAGUGAAGCCCAAGACCUUGCCCAAGUGGUUGUCACCCAAGUGAAACUGUGGGGCUGGAGCCAUGAAGGUGGUGGCAGUGGGUCUCUCCAUUCCCGCCAGCACCAGGAGCUCCAGGCCUUCCUCGGCCUUCUGGAGCACAGUUCCCUUCAGGAAUUCCUCUCCAGAGAUCCCUGUUUCCAGAUAUCAGAUAAGUAUCUCCUGGCCAUAGUGCUGGUCUACUUCCGGCGCGCCAACCUGAAGCUCAGCGAGUACACCCGCAGCAACCUGUUCUUGGCACUGUACCUUGCAAAUGACAUGGAGGAGGACCUGGAAGAAGCCAAAUGUGUGAUUUUUCCCUGGGCCCUGGGCAAAGAUUGGCAUCAUCAGGUGGUGGACUUCCUGCGUCAGAGGGACAAGCUGUGGGCACGGAUGGGCUUCCGGGCUUUCGUGAGCCGCCAAUGCUGUGAGGAGGUCAUAGCCAAGGAGCCCUCCCACUGGGCCUGGACUCGGGAGAGGCGCCCCCACCAUGGUGGGGCUCAGAGGAGCUGCCUGAAGGCCCAGGUCCCCCUCCCCCGGGGCCCUGGCCUCUCACCACCCCACUGUUCCCUCUGUGGCUUGCCCCCUCUCUGUAGCCACUGCUGCCACCAACCCUGCCCCUUGCCUGUCUUAACCAAGUGCCCUUCCUCAAACCCUGACUGGUAUCACCCUCCUUCCCACACUUGUCCCUCAGUGGCUGAAGACCCCUGGGGUGGGGGCUUCCUCCUGGUCUUGCCCCCCCAGCUGCAUCUGGAGCCAGGCACCUACACCCUCCACAUCCUCCCAAAGCCUGCGUCGAUGCCCUAGGCAUUGAACUCUCAGGGUGAAGAACAUCCCACCUGCUUGCCCAUCGAACUGACGCGCUACUGGCUGUGGCCCCCCUAGCCUCCUGUCUUGGCUUCAGGCUGGCCGUGCUGCCCAAACCCCCUGCCCCCUCCUCCCAACCUGAAACUUCCCACUCUGACUUUGACCCCUCUAAUAAACUCAUGUCCACAGGACACUAACUAUGCUUAGGCCUUGGCCUGGCUCCUUGACCCAAGGAAGGGGUAAGGAAGAAGUUCGGGGGAGGGGGGCUCUGCCAGGUUUAGGUAUCAGCAGUUGAGACCCAUGAGCACACAUUCUGUAGUCAUCCCGAGCCAUUUUCCUUAUAACAUCAUCUAUGGAUGAUGAGAUCUACACAGUGUAAAUGGGAUUGAAUAAGAUUAGGUAAAUGCAGCCCUUAGAAGAGGGCUAGGAGCCUAUUGGAUGAAAAAAGCUCA